UAUGCAGCCUUAAAACCCUAAGCCCACUUCAUCAAUCUGAAAUCUCAGAGAACAAAUCUAAAACCAAUAUCUUAAAAUUUCACUCUCUCAUUCUCUCUGCAUUAUGUUCAGAUUCGCUAAAUCAGUAUCUCUUCAGAGCCUUUCUCACCAAUUCACUCAAAAAUGCUCUGCAAGUGGAACCCCAAAAGGGAAAGCCAAAUUGAAAACUGGGGUGCGAUUGAAACGCAAUAUAGUCACAACCAAGAAAGGCUCCGCAUCCAAAUCCGAAAAACCCUAUAUGCCCGAUGCGAAGCAAAAAUUAUACGAACAAUGCCUUAACGCCCCCACGCCCGUACGGUAUCUCUCCCCAAAAGACCGUAAGCGCGAGAUCGAGCGCGAGAAAUUGGGGCUUGUGAGCAAAGAUCGGCAGCGAGAAAUUGAGAUUUUGAAGAAAGGGGGAAAAGAGUCUAUGGGUAUUAGUAAAGAGCCCAUGAUAAUGGGGACGCCGGGAUUGGACUUGAUUUCGCUUGGGAUAGUUGAUGCUGAGAAGAUUCCGAAGUAUGAGUUGACGGCUGAGGAUGGGCAGCGGUUGGCGAAGGAGUAUAGUCGGAUUUUGAUGAGGAAGCAUAGGGCGAGGCAGGCCGCAGAGACGAACCUUUUGAGGUUGAAAAAGGAGGCCAUCGAGGCAUUGCCGGAGGGGUUGAAGGAGGCGGCGCUGGUACCGGAUUUGACGCCAUUUCCGGCGAAUAAGUUUAUGGCCACCCUCACGCCGCCUAUUGAAGGGUACAUGGAGCAGGUUACAGAAGCUACGAGGAGAGGGUCUGGGAAGGAGAAGCUCAGAUGAUUCGCGGUAAGAUGUGGAUCCGCUCCCCAACCAUCAAGGAAGGAAAUAGUGAAAGAGAAAGGUGGAUCCGAUUAUCUUCAAGUUAUCUUGAGAUUUUGCGACUAAUAUCGAACAGAGGAGCGAUCUCUUUACUUGAAUUGACACGAUUCAUUGUAUUGGUGGGUUUCUUUUCCAACUGAAGUGACAUAACCUUGUGGAAAUACCAUGAAGUGUAAGUUACUAUAUACUAGGUGAUUUGAAGAUGGAAAAUAUAUAUUAGGAAUACUGUUGUUGGUUAAAGACUUGGGAUUUUUUGCAAUUGUAAGGUUCGGAUAGAUUCAAUGAAGUAACGUGUCAAAAGUGUCGAUCUACUAGGGAAAAUGUCUCCAACAAUUUGUUUAGAAAGAGUCGUUUCUUUAUAUACGUGCCAACUUUUUUUCUUUUAAAAUGGUAGUCUUAAGUGAUCUGAAAGCAACUUCAACUGUUCCCAAAUAGGGAUAGUUAUGCUUUUUCCUGGCUUCACCACUGAAGGGUUUUGGAAAGAGAUGGAAUAUGUCUCAUUUCCUCUAUGAUCGGGGAGAGUCUUCCACUAUUCUGAACAUAUAAUUAGUCUUGAAGCUAAUCGGGCCUUUGUUAUAGACAGUGUGUGCCGGACUCACGUUCUUAUUUUUACUCGAGUCUUAUUGGUUGCUCAUUGAAGUUCAAAAGUACCUCAUAGUUAGUCUUAUCUUGGAGAAACUAGAUAGCAGGUUGUUUAUAAAUGUCCUUCAGAUCUGCAGUCUUCUUUCAUAUGAUUCU
This is a messenger RNA of Pistacia vera, 1600 nucleotides long. RefSeq lists its product as uncharacterized. NCBI's taxonomy places the organism in Eukaryota, Viridiplantae, Streptophyta, Magnoliopsida, Sapindales, Anacardiaceae. The transcript is spliced from 2 exons. The record is from RefSeq and is a predicted model, not a curated record. Bases 104 to 823 code for a protein of 239 amino acids. Gene Ontology annotation, cellular component: mitochondrial ribosome; mitochondrial large ribosomal subunit.